AGAUGUAUGUUUUCUAUCAAAUAAUACAAUGUCAUUAUAUCAUUUUUUUUUAACAUAUUGUUAUGCAUUUAUGAGUGAAGGAACUUAGUGCAACCAAUAAGGAAAGCAGGGGAGAGCAAACAAGUGCACAUACGGGAGGAUCUAAAACUUAUGCACAACAUGCAUAUGAUAUGGAGCAAAAAGAUAAGAUUGCACUAGAUCGAGCAAAAUUAUAUAUACCGCUUCACAAAAGGAAAGAUGGGACACCAGUCAAUGAAGCAGCAGCUACAAAAAUUGAAAAACUAGAAGCUUUGAUGAGCUCACAACCAAGCAGCUCCGAAGGAAAUGUUGGUGGACGUAUAUCUUGGUCACCAAAUGAUAUUUAUUCUCAAGUGAUGGGUAAAGAGCAUCAUGGUCGUGUUCGAGGUUUAGGAUUUGGGCCUACUCCUUCCAAGCAUGGCUUCAUGUGUAAUAGUUUUGACCACAUAAGAAUGGUUUCUGAUGAAGACAGAAUAAGAGACAAAGACACUAUAAUUGAGUUGAAGGAACAACUAAAAACUCAAGGUGAUCAGUUACAAACUCAAGGUAUUCAGUUGCAAGCUCAAGAUGCUGUAAUAAACUCUUUAAAAGAGCAAGUAGCAUUUUUGAUGAGUCAGAGACAUAGUUCUAGUGGUUUGCAGGCGACAGAUGGAUGUAGUGGCAUUCCGGACCAAGCUUCUCCACGAACACAUCAAAGAUCCUCUUUUCGGUGUCAUGAAAUGCAACCUUCUAAUCGAGGAAAUAAGAUAAUAUGAAGUAUCAAACAAUGGACGUCAUUUCUCGAUUUGAACAUUUUUCAUGGAGAUCUUUAUAAAAUGGUGUCACGAGUAAUACUUUUGAGUACUAUUGUUAUGUGACAAGUUUUUCUUUUGGAUUAUGGUGUGGGCUAUUAGUUUGCUAGAAACAUUGGAUCUUUUUGUAUUACAGGCUUAUGUAAUGAACCUUUUAAUUAAGGUGUUUUGGAUAUUUUGGGAUUAUGAAAAUGCAGACUCUUUCACCUUUUACAAUUA
Messenger RNA from Camellia sinensis, 1028 nucleotides. NCBI's taxonomy places the organism in Eukaryota, Viridiplantae, Streptophyta, Magnoliopsida, Ericales, Theaceae. The record is from RefSeq and is a predicted model, not a curated record.